Culicoides brevitarsis is the source of this 2284-nucleotide messenger RNA. RefSeq names its product daxx-like protein. The coding region runs from base 96 to 2000 and encodes 634 amino acids. Gene Ontology annotation, molecular function: histone binding. NCBI's taxonomy places the organism in Eukaryota, Metazoa, Arthropoda, Insecta, Diptera, Ceratopogonidae. The record is from RefSeq and is a predicted model, not a curated record. The transcript has 2 exons.
CUCGCCUCUAAAUUUAGGCCUUUUUUGUUUUGUAAAUUUUCACACUAAACGCCAUUAUCCAGAGUCAAAAAGUCCAAAAUUACACGAGCAUUGCGAUGAGCGACGUUAUCGAAGUAUUGUCGUCCGACGAUGAGGAUUCCGCUGCGAAAAAAGCGCCAACAAAUAAACCGGGCACCGCAAAUAACGCAGUUACAACAACAACAACCGCAAAUAAUGCGAGACAAUUUGUUGGUGUGAAGCGAACGAACGCGGAAGAGCAAGCAACAACGAAAAAGAGACUGAAGACGAAUCAUGUGAGUCCGCAGGUGACGCAUCCGGCAUUACAGCGACAAAAUUUGGGAGCUCCAAAGCCAUUUUCAUCGGAAACUGUGAUGGUUUUUGACCCAAAAUCGCGAAAUGUUGUGUAUCAGGCGAGUCCCAAACAACAGAUGAAAAUUACCAGAGUGAUGUCUCUCGGAGGCGAGGGAACGCCAAAAGAUCCAUUAGCAACGACACCCCCAAAAGUUGCAUUGCCACAAUUAAGUGAAGUUGCCAUAAUCCCACUGAAUCCAAAAAAUGCCGCCAAUCCACAAAAUAAAGCUUCUUCCAGUAAUAAUUCAAGAUCUCUCCUGAAAUCUGCUCAAGAGAACGGUUUCACAGCCGUGAACGAGUCUGCGAAUCGAAACGUUAUCGUUUCGCCCGUUCCCGGCUCCAGCAGAACAUCGUCAAUGUCGAGUCCCGGCACAGCAUCAAACACUUCCACACCAAAUCCCGUCGAUGUACCAAAGAAAGACAAGCCGCCGCCGAUCCAAGUGAAGAAAGAGAUGAAUUCCGCAUUCACGGAACUGUUAGAAGUUUGUAAAUCUGUCGAAAAGUCCAAAGAAAUGGACUUAAUUACAACUAAACUAACGAAAUACUAUCACGGCGUGCAUCCGGAUUUCGUCAAUUCAGCAAGUUUCAUAAAAAGUGUCGAAAAAACUGCUGCUGACAUCAAAACGCAGCCCGCUCAGGUGUUUUUCUUGCUGAAAACCAUCGUUGAUGAACUGAAAAUCCGCCAAGGAGGCGUCAAAAUGGCGGAAAAUGGGGAAGUUGUCACGGAAAAUGACGAAGCAGUUUCAACGGGCGAUCCCAAACUCGACAAGAAACUUUACAAGUUGAAUCGCUGUUUGUACAUUACGCAAAAAAAGAUUGAAAAACUAAGACAACAAGACGCCAUGUGGGAAGAGGAAAAUAAUUCGUCGUAUUUGAUGAUAAGUCGCUUUGAAAAACGUGCUGUGCAAAUUUACGAGAAAAUUUGUGAGUUAACGGGCGAAAGUACGGAUGCGAAACGCAUGGUGAAACGUCCCGUUAAAUUCAAAAAGACUAAAUACACGGAAUUUAAUCGCUCACUCCAAUCGUUCGUGAAUAAAACAAAAAAUUUCCCGGAUUUUUAUGAUGUGCUAAAAGUGCUCGAGUAUUGCAACACGCAAUACGACUACGGAUUGAACAAGGACAACUUGAAGAUUGUCGCACAAAACGCAUUUCAGGAUCUCGGUGAAACGCUUCAGGGUCGCCGCAAGUUGGAAGAAUACGAAUCUCUCACGUAUUUCGCCAACAUGGCGACAGACGACCCAGCGUUGCAUGAUGCCGAACUCGCGCGCAAACUGGAAGAAAAUAAAAAGUACCAUUCGCGCAUCGAUGAUGUCAUCAACAAAUAUGCCGAAGGUCGACAUAUCGAAGCCGAAGAGAUGAUCCACGGUAAAAGGAAACGUUUGAACAGCGGCAAUAGUUGCGAUUCUGGCAACGAUGACAAUCCGCCAGAAUUGGUAAACGGCACAAAUCCACCGACAUCGACAACGACGACGACGACGAAAGAAGAAACGACAGAAAAUGAACACAACAACAACAGCACAAACAACUUGCCAAAGACCUCAGUUGCCUCCAUUGCCGAUCAAACCAAUGACAUAAAAAUGGAGCCCGAACUACUGAGUCUCGAUGACGUUGCGUUGUUUGACUCGUCGCCAACGCCUAACUCUUCAUAGCUUAUGAACAACAUGUUAUUUCUUAAUUGCGUGAAUUAAUGAAAAAAAGGAAGUUGAAACUGAAAAUAAUUUAAACUUAAAGUGUGAUAAAUAUUAAAAAAGAGGGAAAAAAGCGAUUUAUAGUGAAACUUGAAGAUUCGGUUAUACGAAAAUGGAACAGAUAGAAUUUAAUGAGAAAUCUUUUGUUUAAUAUUAAAUUUACACUAAAUAUUGAAUGUAUUUAUCGGUCUAUAUAAGAAGCAUUUCAUUUCAAAAUUUGAGAAUUUGCAACAUUCAUUUAUGGA